Gekko japonicus is the source of this 1899-nucleotide messenger RNA. RefSeq names its product kinesin family member C1 (gene KIFC1). The transcript has 14 exons. Gene Ontology annotation, molecular function: microtubule binding; ATP binding; microtubule motor activity. The record is from RefSeq and is a predicted model, not a curated record. The coding region runs from base 1 to 1782 and encodes 593 amino acids. Gene Ontology annotation, biological process: microtubule-based movement. Lineage: Eukaryota; Metazoa; Chordata; Lepidosauria; Squamata; Gekkonidae.
AUGUUACCUAACCCAGUUAGUGGUGGUGGUGCGAUAUUGAACCUGGUGGUCCCUGCGCCCCCUCUCUCUUCAGCCAAGUUUUCGGAGGGUGGCUCUGGAAAGGCUGCAGGCCUGCAGGAUGGAAGACAGCACGUUCCGCAUGAAUGGUGUGCUACAGGACCCUCCGGUCCCGCCCCAGGGCCCGGUGAGAAGAAGCGGGCCCCCUGGGACCUGAAAGGGCAGGUGAGCGACCUCCGUGCCAAAGUGAGCAGCUUCAGGGAGAAGGUCCAGGGGCUGGACGGUGAGAACCAAGCGCUGAGGCAGCAGGUGGCCGGCCUGGAGCAGGAGCUGCAGCGGGUGGCAGCCCAGAACGGGGAGCUGGGCUCCCGGGCCAGCUCCCUGGCCUCAGAAGUGCAGGUCUGGCGAGAGCAGGCCAAGGAGAGUCUCCAGAAGGUCUCCGAGCUCCUGGCAAGGGAGCAGCGGCUGGAGGAGACGGUGGGGAGCCAGGUGCGAAGCAUUGGGGAGCUGGAGGCGGCCCGGGAGGAGCUGGAGGAGGCCAACCGGGGCCUGGCCGCCCAGCUGAAGGACACCGAGGUCCGGCUGCACCGUGCCGAGGGGGACCUGGCCCAGCGAGGGCGGGAGAACGAGGCGCUGCACUCUCAGCUGGCGGAGCAGGACCGGCGGCUGCACGAGUCGGAGAUGGAGCGCCGCUACCUGCACAACACGGUGCAGGAGCUGAAGGGCAACAUCCGGGUCUUCUGCCGCGUCCGGCCGCUCUUGCCCGGCGAGAAGCAGGCCCAGAAGGGGAUGGGGCACCUGCGCUUCCCUCCCGACGACAACAAGGCCCUCGUGCUCUCCAAGGCUGAAGAGUCCCACGUCGGGCGUGAGCGCAAGGAUGACAUCACCUACGAGUUCAACUUUGACCGGGUCUUCCCACCCUCCAGCUCGCAGGAAGACGUGUUUGAGGAGAUUACUCUGCUCGUGCAGUCCGCCUUGGACGGGUACCACGUCUGCAUCUUUGCCUACGGCCAGACGGGGAGCGGCAAGACCUACACCAUGGAGGGGCCGGAGGACCUGGCCCCCACCACGGCCGGCAUGAUCCCCCGGGCGGUGCAGCAGAUCUUCCGGGCCGCCCGCCAGAUGGAGGCCAAAGGCUGGGAGUACCAGUUCACAGCCAACUUCCUGGAGAUCUACAACGAGUCGCUGCGGGACCUGCUGGUGUUGCGGCCUGAGCGGAGCGGCGACCUGGAGAUCAAGCGGGUGAACCAGGCCACGGAGGAGCUGCACGUCCCCAACUUGUCCUACGUCCCGGUCGCCUCAGAGGAGGAGGUGCUGAAGCUGUUGCAGACGGCCAAGGCCAACCGGUCUGUGGCCAAAACCAUCCUGAACGAGCGGUCCUCGCGGAGCCACAGCCUCUUCCAGCUCCACAUUGAGGGCCAGCACGCCGGCCGAGACGUGCGCACCUCCUCGGUGCUGAGCCUGGUGGACCUGGCGGGCAGCGAGCGCCUGGACAAGUCCCUGUCGAAGGGGGAGCGGCUGAGGGAGACCCAGGCCAUCAACAGCAGCCUCUCCAACCUGGGCCUGGUCAUCAUGGCCCUCAGCAACAAGGAAGCCCACAUUCCCUACCGGAACAGCAAGCUCACCUACCUCCUUCAGAACUCCUUGGGUGGCAGCUCCAAGAUGCUGAUGUUCGUGAACAUCUCGCCCCUGGAGGAGAACUUUGCAGAGUCCCUCAACUCCCUCCGUUUUGCCAGAAAAGUGAACGAGUGUGUCAUUGGCACCGCACAAACCCACCGGAAAUGAGGGCACGACUGGAUGCCACGUCGGAGGUGUUGGCUUCACACACACCCCUUUUAAAAGUCUGAUUCCUUUUCUUUGUAAUUUUCUAAUACGUAUGUUGAUCAUUAAACUUUUCGUAUC